Molecule: messenger RNA, 1562 nt
Organism: Bemisia tabaci
Lineage: Eukaryota; Metazoa; Arthropoda; Insecta; Hemiptera; Aleyrodidae
Biological process (GO): regulation of transcription by RNA polymerase II
Cellular component (GO): transcription regulator complex; nucleus
Source: RefSeq, a predicted model, not a curated record
CCGAUCAUAAAGUAUUAUUUUCAAGAUGAGUACUGAAAAAGACACAAUCGCUGCAAUUAAAGACAGGGCGCUACUUCAUGAAAUAUCAAAAUACUGUUUCCUCUAUAAUCCCGAAUGCGCAUUUCACAAAAGCAACAGGGAAAGAGGAAAAGCAUGGGCCGCUAUCGCCUCAAAACUGAACACAUCUCAAACGUCAUGCAAAAAGAGGUGGCAGAAAGCAAAAGACUGCUACAAUAGGCACAAGAAAAUUUUGAAAGGAACAACCGGAUCAGUUCCUUUGAAAUACAUUCCUAAUCCGAUCAUUCAGCAUAUGUCGUUUAUGGAUACUACCGAAGUUAAGAAAGACAUUUCAUCGGAUAACCAGACAACACCGUCUCAAGACACUAACAUGACGGACGAAUCUUCCAAUUUUAACGGAGAGAACAAACUAUUUAUUGGUACCAUUGACCACACACCAAUGCCGCAGUCCAGUGACUAUGAACAAGUGGAUGACCAGAAUUCAAUCGUUAGUCAAUCAAAUCCUCAGCCUGAUAUCAACCCAAAUCCAGCAACUGAUCAUGAAGCUCCUAGAAUCGCGACCAACAGCGGUUUUGGCAUCGGUCACGAAAGCUCACAGAACCUGGUCAACAACGGUUCCGGCAUCGGUUCCGGAAGUUCGCAGUUCUUAACCAACAACGAUUCCGGCAUCGGUUCCGAAAGUUCACAGUUCUCAACCAAAAUCGAUUCCGGUAUCGGUUACGGAAGUUCACAGUUCUUGACCAACAACGAUUCCGGCAUCGGUUCCGGAAGUUCACUGUUCUUGAACAACAAUGAUUCCGGUUUCGGUCACGGAAGUUCACAGUUCUUGGUCAACAACGAUUCCGGAAUCGGUCAUGGAAGUUCACAGUUCUUGAACAACAACGAUUCCGGUAUCGGUGACGGAAGUUCACAGUUCUUGAACAACAACGAUUCCGGCAUCGGUGGAGGAACUUCACAGUUCUUGAACAACAACGAUUCCGGCAUCGGUGAAGGAACUUCACAAAACUUGGUCAACAGUAAUUCAUACGUCCGCCACGAAACUCUCCUUCAACCUCCGACCAAGAAGAAGAAGAAGAACUGUUCAGUUUUCGGUUCAACUACGUACAGAUUGCAAAAGCUUGAAAAGGAAAAGGAUAACCUGCUCGAAAUCGUAAAAGCACUUGUACAUCCUACAGCGACUUCUACGGCUUCUCCGUCAGCACAUGACACUGAAGUUGACUUGUUUUUCAGAGGAAUAGCAAGCACAGUAAGAAAACUGCCUCGUCCGAUAAUAUUUCAGGUUAUAUCUUCCAUUUUGUCAACCAUUACCCGGGCUGAAUCCGAGGUAUGUAGUCUUGGACAAUCCGAGUAAGUAAUCGGUAUAGCCUCUUUCAACUCCUUUCUGAAUGUAAGCAAGGGAUACAUCGAAAGAUACUCAAGUCACAGUUACAUGAUGCGAUACUUAAAUAUUAAGUACCUACCACGACUUUACGAUAUAUUUAAUAUUUUGACAAAUCAAGCAGAAAAUUGUAUUAUCAAGUGAAUAUCUUUGUAUUUAUAGCACA